AUGGCAACGCCAGGUAGUCGCUCGGAGCCGUCGCAGCUCGCCGAGUACAGCUGCAGCUACGUGGUGUCGCGGCCGGUGUACAGCGAGCUCACCUUUCAGCAGCAGCGAGAGCGGCGCCUGCAGGAGCGCAGGACGCUGCGGGACAGCCUGGCGCGGAGCUGCAGUUGCUCCAGAAAGAGAGCCUUUGGUGUGCUGAAGACUCUCCUGCCCAUUCUGGACUGGCUCCCCAAAUACCGCGUCAAGGAAUGGUUGCUCAGUGAUGUCAUCUCUGGAGUCAGCACUGGACUAGUGGCGACCCUGCAAGGGAUGGCUUAUGCCCUGCUAGCAGCAGUUCCUGUUGAAUAUGGUCUCUACUCUGCCUUUUUCCCUAUCCUGACGUAUUUUGUCUUUGGGACAUCAAGACACAUCUCAGUUGGCCCUUUCCCCGUGGUCAGUUUGAUGGUGGGAUCUGUUGUUCUGAGCAUGGCUCCCGAUGACCACUUUCUUGUGCCCAGUGGUAACGGAAGUGCAUCAAACACGACCACGUUAGAUACUGGAACCAGAGAUGCGGCAAGAGUACUGAUUGCAAGCACCCUCACUCUUCUGGUUGGAAUCAUACAGCUGGUAUUUGGAGGUUUGCAGAUUGGAUUCAUAGUGAGGUACUUGGCAGACCCUUUGGUUGGUGGAUUCACGACAGCUGCCGCCUUCCAAGUGCUGGUGUCACAGCUAAAGAUCGUGCUCAAUGUUUCAACCAAAAACUACAACGGCAUCCUCUCCAUUAUUUAUACACUAAUUGAGAUUUUUCAAAAUAUCGGUGACACCAAUAUUGCGGAUUUCAUUGCUGGGUUACUUACCAUCAUCAUCUGUAUGGCUGUCAAGGAAUUAAAUGACCGAUUUAAACACAAAAUCCCAGUUCCUAUUCCUAUAGAAGUGAUUGUGACAGUAAUUGCCACUGCCAUUUCCUAUGGGGCCGACUUGGAAAAAAACUACAAUGCUGGCAUUGUUAAGUCCAUCCCAAGUGGGUUCUUGCCUCCUGCACUUCCGUCUGUGGGCCUGUUUUCCGACAUGCUGGCUGCAUCCUUUUCCAUUGCUGUGGUGGCUUAUGCUAUUGCAGUGUCUGUAGGAAAAGUCUAUGGCACCAAGUAUGAUUAUCUCAUCGACGGAAACCAGGAAUUUGUUGCCUUUGGGAUAAGCAAUGUCUUCUCAGGAUUCUUCUCCUGUUUUGUGGCCACCACUGCUCUGUCUCGAACGGCUGUCCAGGAGAGCACUGGAGGAAAGACACAGGUUGCUGGCAUCAUCUCAGCUAUGAUUGUAAUGAUCGCCAUUGUUGCCCUGGGGAAGCUUCUGGAACCCUUGCAGAAGUCCGUCUUGGCAGCUGUCGUCAUUGCUAACCUGAAAGGGAUGUUCAUGCAGGUGUGUGACGUCCCUUGUCUGUGGAGGCAGAAUAAGACUGAUGCUGUUAUCUGGGUGUUUACAUGCGUAAUGUCCAUCAUUCUGGGACUGGACCUGGGUUUGUUAGCUGGCCUUUUAUUUGGACUACUGACUGUGGUCCUGAGAGUUCAGUUCCCAUCAUGGAACGGCCUUGGAAGUGUCCCCAGCACAGACAUCUAUAAAAGUGUCACACAUUACAAAAACCUUGAAGAGCCCGAAGGAGUGAAGAUCCUGAGAUUUUCUAGCCCCAUCUUUUAUGGCAAUGUCGAUGGUUUUAAAAAAUGUGUCAAGUCCACAGUUGGAUUUGAUGCCAUUCGAGUUUAUAAUAAGAGGCUGAAAGCCCUGAGGAGAAUCCAGAAACUCAUCAAAAAGGGACAGCUAAGGGCAACAAAGAACGGGAUCAUAAGUGAUGCUGGCUUAUCAAAUAAUGCUUUUGAACCUGACGAGGAUGUUGAAGAGACAGAGGAACUUGAUAUCCCAACCAAAGAAAUUGAGAUUCAAGUGGACUGGAAUUCUGAACUCCCAGUUAAAGUGAAUGUUCCCAAAGUGCCGAUCCAUAGUCUGGUGCUGGACUGUGGAGCCGUAUCCUUCUUGGAUGUGGUAGGAGUGAAGUCACUGCGAAUGAUUGUCAAAGAAUUCCAGAGAAUUGAUGUGAAUGUGUACUUUGCUUUGCUUCAAGACGAUGUACUAGAAAAAAUGGAGCAGUGUGGGUUCUUUGAUGACAACAUUAGAAAGGACAGAUUCUUUCUGACGGUUCAUGAUGCUAUACUCUAUCUGCAGAACCAGGUUAAAUCCAGGGAGGUCCAGGAUUCCCUUCUAGAUACGAUCACCCUCAUUCAAGACUGUAAAGAUCCUCUUGAACUGAUGGAAGCAGAGAAGCAUGAGGAAGAACUUGAUGUUCAGGAUGAGGCCAUGCGUAGACUUGCUUUCUGA
Messenger RNA from Microtus ochrogaster (prairie vole), 2343 nucleotides. RefSeq names its product solute carrier family 26 member 4 (gene Slc26a4). Gene Ontology annotation, molecular function: secondary active sulfate transmembrane transporter activity. The record is from RefSeq and is a predicted model, not a curated record. Gene Ontology annotation, cellular component: membrane. NCBI's taxonomy places the organism in Eukaryota, Metazoa, Chordata, Mammalia, Rodentia, Cricetidae. Gene Ontology annotation, biological process: sulfate transmembrane transport.